GUCAACACUUAUUUCCAGCUCAUCCCCCAAAAUGAUAUAGACACACUAUAAUCGCCGUAUUAUGCUCCCUGGAUCCAAGACCGAAGAUCUACACAGGCAUGUCUCGUCCGAGCAGUUCGUCUGCUAAGGAAGGAAGCAAACCGGGGUUUUGGAAAAAGGGAACCAGUUUCCCAGGGAGCAUCAAGCCAGUCUAUGGAGCUCAGCACCCACCUAUGCAACAAGCAGCACUUCCGAGAAGUAAAAAAGAAGAUAAUGGCAAGCUAAAGAGUAACAAAAAAGAUGCAUUCCAUGAUUUUGAAAACAAAACAUCAGAUGCUUGGGAUGAUGGAGACGAUGAACUCCUCGUCAUGGCUAAUAUCCAGAUGUCUCUUCGGGAUGUUCGCAAAACUGCGGAGGCUGUCAUAGACAACCACAGCAAACAAAUCAAUGCUCAGAAUGACAACAAACAAAGUCAUGUGACUGCCAUUCCAUCAGCCACCUCUUCACAAGGAGCAGGUCCUGGAGUAGGAAUGAGACUAAACACUGGAUGGCAAGCUCCCAAGACGACAGCCAUCAGACCAACACAAAAAAAAGUGCCAGACCGCCAAGUCAUCAAACUGGAAAAGUUCAAAAGUGCCAUGGCUGCACAGAACACAGAUCUAGAUGAACUCAGAAAACUAAGCUGGUCAGGAAUUCCAAAAGCUGUCCGUCCUACUGCCUGGAAAAUCCUCUCCGGUUACCUUCCUGCCAGUCUGGACCGGCGAGAACCUACUCUACUGAGGAAGAGGAAUGAGUACUUUGGCUUUAUAGAGCAGUACUAUGACACUCGCCACCAGGAAAUGCACCAGGAAACCUUCAGACAAAUUCUUAAAGAUAUUCCAAGAAUGACAUCACUUGCUCACUUGUUUCAACAGAAGGUUGUUCAAGAAAUUUUUGAAAGGAUUUUGUACAUCUGGGCAAUUCGCCACCCUGCCAGUGGAUACGUCCAGGGAAUCAACGAUCUGGUUACACCGUUCUUUGUGGUUUUCUUGUCUGAGUACAUUGAAAAUGAUGUAGAAUCCGAGAACUGUGACUUACAGGAACUUCCGCAGGAAACGCUACGCAUCAUUGAGGCUGAUAGUUACUGGUGUACGUCACGUCUGCUGGAUGGUAUCCAAGACAACUACACAUUUGCACAGCCGGGUAUACAGAUGAAAGUCAAUGCCCUCAAGGAGCUGGUCAAAAGAAUUGAUGUUCCAUUACAUAAACACUUGGAGGAACAGAAUGUGGAAUACCUUCAGUUCUCUUUCCGGUGGAUGAAUAAUUUACUGAUGCGAGAAAUACCACUUAGGUGUACAGUCAGACUCUGGGACACAUACUUGUGUGAACCCAAUGGUUUUGCUGACUUUCAUCUCUACAUGUGUGCAGCAUUCCUAGUGAGGUUUUCUAAAGAUAUACAACGGGAACGUGAUUUUCAGGGAAUUCUCAUGUUUCUACAGAACCUACCCACACAUCAUUGGAACAACGAAGAAAUUGGUGAACUUUUAGCAGAAGCAUUCAAACUCAAGUACAUGUUCGCUGAUGCACCGAAUCACUUGGACAAGAAAUAACGUAUAGAGAUAGAUUAGUAUUGAGUUUAAUUGGACAUUGUUGUGUGUGUCUCUCAUCUGAACAUCUGUACGGUUGUGUGCAUAUAUGUAAAAGGUGCCAAAUAGUGAACAGUUGACCUGUCUGAAAGGUCAUGUUACGGUUGAUAUCACAAUCACCAUCAAUAUCUGCAAAUGUUAUUGAAUGAUAAUCAUUGUAUGUGUGACCUUUGACCUGAUUAAUUUAGUCAAAGUAGUUUAGAAACAUUUUAAUGGAAAAGACUAGCACCACAUUUGCUGUGUGUUCAGUGAUACCAUGUGUGUCUUUUUACAAAUUAGGGCAAAAAUUCCAUAUGAUAUACAAAUGCAAGGGUUUGUUAUCACUGGAACCACAGGUGUCAACUCAGGUCAAGCCAACAUUUGGUGAAUGAUAAUGAGAGAUACAGGUUUUAUCAAAGAGGGAGAGAGUUAUCAGUGAUACAGAUGAUUUUCAGUAAGAGAAAAUAUUAAGAGUGAGAGAGAAUGGGUUAAGGGCCAGUGAAUGAUACCAUAAUAUUAGUGAGACAAAAUGUUUUGAGAGAGAUCGGUGAAUGUAACCAUGGUAGCAAUCAUUAAAUGUAAUAGCGAGAGAAAAUUUUUUUUUUCACUGAAAGGAAAUCUUUCAUUGGUGAGAAAAAGAGUGCUGAAACAAAUAACACUUACCUGUAGCAAUGUGCGGCAUGUGAUAGAGAUAUGGACAGAUGGUACCAGUGGAAAGUGACAAGUCUUCAUGGUGUACCAGGUGUUGUCAGAGAUACCAAAUAAUGUCAUCGAGUUGGAAACAUGAAACAAGUCUGAGGCAGCUUUUAUGUAACCCAGUUCAGAUGGCACAGAAUUUUUUCAUGAUAACCAAACAUAUCUGUACCGGAAGUGUUGCAGAUAAAGUUCCAAAUGUGCAGUUUCGGAAUAUCCUGUCAAACAUAAAACAGUGAAUCAUUGAUAUGAUAUUUUCCAUUUUAAUCUGAACUGAAAUAUCAUAUCACUUCCAGAAAUAGAUGUGUAAUACGACCAUGUUUUAAGCAGAAAUUCUGAAAACUGAUAAAAAUUUGUCAAUUAGUUUCAGACAGAUAUGGCUGACCCCCUCAAACUGCAUGUGCCGAAUUAUUGUGCAGACCAUUCUUGGUCCCUAUCUGUUCCUGGUGUUUCACUUGCAAGCUCAGUCAGUCCAACUGUUUCAACUGCAAAAGCAUUCUGAGCAAGAAUGCACAAGUUAAAGAGGUGACAACUUGUAUUACAAUGUGGUCUUAAACAAUACAUUGUUUGAGAUGAUGCAGUGCAUUGCUCUUGAUAUCAUUUAUCAUAGAAAAAAUGGGAUAUAAAGCAGUUACAUGAACAGUAAUGUCAGCAUUCAAUGAAAACAAACAAUUUUUUGUAUAAAAAUACUGUGUAUAGUAUGUAUAUGUUUGUUUUUGACUGUUAAAGACCUCAUCUUAAAAAUAAUCCUAACCCUUCUUAUUAUCACCUCUGAAAUGCUUGGUUAGUGAAGACAAUUAACAAACUUUCUUUACAUUGUCUGUGUGAAAAACGAAACUUGCACCUACCUGCUAGAUUUUUUGUUUUUUAUUUAAAAUUAAGAUGUUAAAUUCAGCAAUAGUAUGCUAAAUUUGUAAUGGAUUCAUUUUCUUUCAGUAACUUCUUAAACUUUCUAUGUCAAACUGGGUUCAUUUUAACUGUUUCUGUAUUUCAAGUUAAUAUUUUUCACUCAUGAAAUAAUUUUUAGUAUUUUUAGUCCUUAAGGCAAUAGAUGGAAAAAAAGUCUCAACUAUCAGUUAAAAGACAAGUCAGUUUUUGUUUGCUGUGUUAAAUUACCUGAUGAAAGAAAAUAUUGCAGACAGUAUGUAUGUUAUGUAAAGCAAACAGAAGAUAUAUCUUGUAAAAAUAAAAGAUUGCUUUAAAUAAUAUGAUAUGAACAGAAAAGUGACAUUAAUCAACAUGACAUUAAGAGGAAUCCAGAGUUUUACACAUUUUGUUGGUAAGUCUGUUGUUAUGGACAACACCUUGAAUGUUAUAGAUGAUACCAUAUAUUACAUUUGUACUAUUGGUAUUGUAUAAUAACAUUGAUUACUCUUAUAUAACAUUGUGUUAUAUAUAACAGCUUUAUCACAGAUUUGGUAUAGAUCAUUUCUCCCUGUUUUGUGAUGUGUUAAAAGAUAUCAGUUAUAGUUAAUCAUAUCUAUGAAAUAGCCAUUGUGUUUUUGAAAUGUACCUCUCUCUUUAACAGGAUAAUUUAAUUAUGAACAUUUAUGAGUACAACACAUGGAAAAAGUAGAUAUAAAUCAAAUUAUUUUAUCACAAUUGAUCUGUUAUGUCAUAUCAUGGCAAAGUCAUAUGUAUUGUAAGAUACAUAUGUAAUAAUACUAUUGUGACGUCAUAAGUAAGUCACAUGUUGAUGAUGUCAUAUGAUUGUCUUGGUUGUGUUAAACGUACCCUCCAAGUCAGAAUAAGAUGAAUUAUUAAAAAAAUUUAAGACAUAGGACAAAUUUAAUCUUGCAAAAGUGUCAUGGUGAUUUUGGUUUAUAUUGACACCUGUGUGAGGAGAACUGCUAGAUAAAUUGGUAUAGAACUUGUCAAAAGGCUUGUGACAUAUAUAAUCAUUGAUAAAUGCCAUACUGACGUGAUUUUCAGAUCCCAUACAUCUGUUUGGAAAAGUUUUCUUCCUUGAGAAAAUGGUGUUUUAUGUUGCAUGUCGCAUUCCAAGUGUACUCUCUCUUUUCAGUGAAUGUUUUUCCCCCCUCUCUCUCAUGGUUCCAUAAUGAUUGUCACAAUUCAAGAAGUCAAGAACUAUGUGUUAUGUCCAGGUCACACUACAUGUAGCAUGAUUUACACAACUCCAAAAUAAGUGAAAUUUCUCAUCAAAGGGGAUGAAGUUAUAACACAUGGCUCAUAUAAAUAUGUUUUUCUUUAUGAAGUAAGAGCUGGUUUGAGUGUAUAAAAAAAAUCUUGAACAUUAACAGCAAAACUUGUUGCAAAAGUGCUAGAAUUUUGUUCUGAACUAAAGUUGAUACUCUAAGCCGUUGAUAAUCAUUAUAGGUUUUAGAGGCCCUUUUGCAGCUGUAGAGGCGAAAUGUACCAUAUCAUGAUAUGAUGGUGAUUAGUGCUGGUUACUAAUCAUUGUUCUUUCGUUUUACAUUAAAGUCAGUACUCGGCAGAUUUAUUUGAAAUGUGAACUUGAUGUCUUGUCAGCUCAUUUAUUUACUGGAGUAUUUUAUUUGAUGCAGAAAUAAAAAGCCAUAGUCAGAAACCCUUGGAUACUCUGAAAUUGUAAAUAUGAAGUAUUAGAAGUAAAAUACUCAGAAAAUACAUAUAUAACGACUGUACAUACAUUUUUAACCAAUCAUAGUCAAGUCCUCAAGUUUCUGUUGAUCAGAGAUGUCUGGAAAUACUUUGAAUAGAUUUUCUUUGAAGAAGAUAUAUACAUGUUUACCCUGCAUAUGUGAAGGGGUGUGUCUCUCCUGAUACUAAUCAUCUUCUCCAUAAAACACAUACAAAAUUCUCAUACAAAUACAGACAUUGUGUAAAUCCCAAAGAAAUUUUUGAAUUAAAUCCUUUUGAUUACAUAAUUUCAGAUUAGAAAGCAAAUGUUUAAGGUUUUACAUGUUGAGGAACAAGCCCACAUGAGGACCACGACAUAAAAUCUACAUUGAUUUAUGAUGUUUGGAUCAGUUGAGGAGCAGUCUUGCCCAUGUGAUAAGAUUAUUUUAUGUGAGACUUGAUAUUGAUUAAUUCGUUUUUAUGUUUUUUGAAUUGGUGUUCACCAUUUUCAUUGAACUUUUCUGCAAGUGCUCACUUGGAUUCUACUUUGUAAGUGCUAAUCUUCAUUAAGAUAGCUGAAGGAAAAUUCUGCAUUUAUUUUUAAUUGGAAGUAAAAAGAAAAGAAAAAAAAACAAAGAUACUAUUGCAUGAAUGGUAAAAUUAUGCAAAUCACACAGAGUUUCUGACUGAAAGAUAUAUGUUGUAGGAGACUAUGAUCAUGCUACCAGUCUGUGGUAAAAUCAUGUUGUUUCAUGGUAGAAUUACAAGUCAGUAGAGAAUAGGAGCAUUCUGCAGUCUGUAAUUGGUAGAAUGUUGCCUUACUACAGUAGAAUUAUCAGUCAUCAGGGGCGACUAGGAUCAGUCUGCAGUCUGUAAUUGGUAGAAUGUUGCUUUACUGCAGUAGAAUUAUCAGUCAUCAGGGGCGACUAGGAUCAGUCUGCAGUCUGUAAUUGGUAGAAUGUUGCCUUACUACAGUAGAAUUAUCAGUCAUCAGGGGCGACUAGGAUCAGUCUGUAGUCUGUAAUUGGUAGAAUGUUGCCUUACUGCAGUAUAAUUAUCAGUCAUCAGGGGUGACUAGGAUCAGUCUGUAGUCUGUAAUUGGUAGAAUGUUGCCUUACUGCAGUAGAAUUAUCAGUCAUCAAGGGCGACUAGGAUCAGUCUGUAGUCUGUAAUUGGUAGAAUGUUGCCUUACUACAGUAGAAUUAUCAGUCAUCAGGGGCGACUAGGAUCAGUCUGUAGUCUGUAAUUGGUAGAAUAUUGCUUUACUACAGUAGAAUUAUCAGUCAUCAGGGGCGACUAGGAUCAGUCUGUAGUCUGUAAUUGGUAGAAUAUUGCUUUACUGCAGUAUAAUUAUCAGUCAUCAGGGGCGACUAGGAUCAGUCUGUAGUCUGUAAUUGGUAGAAUAUUGCCUUACUGCAGUAGAAUUAUCAGUCAUCAGGGGCAACAAGGGUCAGUGUGAGUCUGUAAUUGGUAGAAUGUUGCCUUACUGCAGUAUAAUUAUCAGUCAUCAGGGGCGACUAGGAUCAGUCUGUAGUCUGUAAUUGGUAGAAUGUUGCCUUACUGCAGUAUAAUUAUCAGUCAUCAGGGGUGACUAGGAUCAUUCUGCAGUCUGUAAUUGGUAGAAUGUUGCCUUACUGCAGUAGAAUUAUCAGUCAUCAGGGGCAACAAGGGUCAGUGUGAGUCUGUAAUUGGUAGAAUUUUCUGCAGUAGAAUUACCAGUCAUUAGGGGCGACUAGGGUCAGUGUGCAGUCUGUAAUUGGUUGAAUUUUCUGCAGUAGAAUUACCAGCCAUCAGGGGCGACUAGGGUCAGUGUGCAGUCUGUAACUAGUAGAAUGAUGCUGUUUAGUAGUAGAAUUGCCAGUCAUUUCGGGAUGCUAGGUUCAGUCUGUAAUUGGUAGAAUGAUGCUUUUCUGCAGUGGAAAUACCAGUCCAUCAGGGAAAGCUAGGAUAUUGCUGCCUUUUCAUAACAGAAUGCUGAUUUUCUGCAUUAGAAAUACCAGUCCAUCGAGAGAAUGCAAGGAUAUUGGUGCCUUUCGAUAGCAGAAUGUUGCCUUUCUGUGGUAGUAUGUGAAUGAGAUGUAGAAUGUACAAGUGUACAAUUAUAAUGUACAAAGUCACUGCAUAUAGCAUGCCAUUGUCACCAUUCUGUCAAUACAACUCACAUCAAUGUAUGUCACAGUAUCUUAUGAAUGUUAUGGAGUCAACUUGUUCAGGGGUGCCUACUUCAAUGUUAUUUUCUAGGCUGUCCCUUUAUAUAAUAUUUUAUGUUGGUAGCCUGGUUUAAAUUAACAUUCUGUCUUAUCUUAGUCAUCUAUAGCACAAUGUUGGUACAUGGACUUCAGUGUACCCGACUAUAAUUACCUGGUAUGUGUAGAUUUAAAUGUUACUGAAAUAUGUUUUCUUGUUAAAAAUAUUGAUGAAAGCAAUGGUCAGUCUAAAAAGAAGCCACUGAUGCAUUCAAUUGAUGAUUUUAUUUUCAUUUACAAAUUUUAUUUUCACUCAUCCUUCAUUUUGUUAUGUCAUAUUUAUUCAAUGAAUGAAUAAACCAUGAAUUUUU
Molecule: messenger RNA, 7392 nt
Organism: Ylistrum balloti
Lineage: Eukaryota; Metazoa; Mollusca; Bivalvia; Pectinida; Pectinidae
Product: TBC1 domain family member 22B-like
Exons: 12
Coding region: 99-1568 (489 amino acids)
Biological process (GO): activation of GTPase activity
Molecular function (GO): GTPase activator activity
Source: RefSeq, a predicted model, not a curated record